AUGUUGGUUUACUCGCAGCCCACCGAGUCUCAGACAAAGUCACCAUGUCGACCUCGACCCCAGCUCGCUCGACUUCAGAUUCCAGUUCAAAACCCCCCGGUUCCCACACGCGAUUCUGACAUGAACGCCGCUGGGGCAGUGGAACUCGAAGCGGAGCAACGAGCCAUGGCGACCGCAUUGUCAAUGCCGCCGAGUUUGGCAGGUUUGCCUCAACGUGACUGUGCCGGAGACUACCCGUAUCCGGCUCUGGCGAUGAGUCCGCGGGAACGACCAAGACGUCGCGAGAAACCGCAUCUCUCGAUCGUCACGACGCACUCGAGGUCGUUCGGCAAAGGGGCGAGUCUAAGGUUGGAAACUUUGUCGGCCAUUUCACCCACCGUCCAAAACACCUAUCGCAAUGCAUACGAACGGCAUAGUAGGGAUGUUAUCAAAGAAGAGGAAAGCGAAAACGACAUCGACGACCAACCCACCACAAUCACCACUGGAGAGUUCAAUAGAAAACCGACCCUUUCAAUAAACACCUCUCCUCCCCGCCGUCGACCCAACCGACCCAACCUCUCCAUCCAUGCCCUUUCCCCACCCAUCCACCCUUCCACCUCCCCCUUCCUCUCCCCCUCCACCACCACCCCCAUCUCCGCCUACGUAACCGCACCCACCUCCCCCCUCCUCUCCGCCAAAUCCCCGCACCCCAUCCUCCCCUCUCCCACCCACCUCCGCAUCGACCCGGCCCACCUCGCCGAAAAAUUCCACGCCACCGCCCUCUCCCUCACCAGCCCCUCCACCCCCACCCCCCUCUCCACCCCCUCCCUCACCUCCACUCCCUCCACCGCAUCCACCUUCUCCACCGCCUCCGAUCACUCCCCAUACGUCGUCGCCCCCGGCCUACGCUCCAUCCUCGUCAACUCGCCGUUCCGCGGCCAAAAGCGCGCGGGGUUGUUGGUUAGCGCGCCGAUAUCGCCGGAGCAGAGCCCGGGGACGCAGGAUGUGGUGAACGAGGGGGAGGGGACGGGGCGGAAGUGCGUGACGUUCCGCACUCCAAUUGAGGAGGCGGUGGAGAACGUGGUGUAUACGCUGUCGCAUUUCUCGCUGUACGCGCCGGAGAUGGAGGUGGAGCUGACGGUUUCCACGGAGUCGUUUGGCGGCUCAGAGACGCAAAUAGACAGUACUAUGGGCGGCACCACGGAGGGAGAGGUGGAUGCCGCGGGUGAUGCAGUGCCUCAGCCAAUCAGCAUCCCACAUACGAUCAACACCUCUACGGCUCCGAUAACCCGUCCGACGCUCGGCCUUAACACCUCCACGACCCCGACAACUCGUCCGACGCUCGCUCUCAACACCUCCACGACCCAGGCAACCCGUCCCACCCUCGCCCUCACCACCUCCACCCCCUCAACAACCCGCCGGCCCCUCCCAUCCCUCUCCCUCAACACCUCCACGACCACCCCCUCCUGCCCCUUCCCUCCCGCCGUCCAACUCCCUCUCCAAACUUCCACCCCCAAUCUACCAUCUCUCCAACCCGCUGCCCCGACCCCUGCAGCCGCCGACACCUCCCCCCCGGCCCCCUCCUACCCCACCACCCCCGUCGCGGGGCGCCGCAAGCGCGAACGCAACUGGGUGUGGACGCUCGGCCGCCUACCCGGGAUGACGGCGGGUGGGGAGGCGGAGCCGCCACCGACGGGGCUGAGUUCGCCGGAGGGGGUGCUGUUUGCGGGGUUUGAGGGGAAGCGGGAUGGGACGGAGGAGGAGGGGAUUGGGAAGGACGGAGGAGAGUGCGAGAGAGGGUUGGAGGUUGGGGAGAUAGUUCAGGGGAUGGGUUGA
Molecule: messenger RNA, 1815 nt
Organism: Eremomyces bilateralis CBS 781.70
Lineage: Eukaryota; Fungi; Ascomycota; Dothideomycetes; Eremomycetales; Eremomycetaceae
Exons: 1
Coding region: 1-1815 (604 amino acids)
Source: RefSeq, a predicted model, not a curated record